This is a messenger RNA of Heterobasidion irregulare TC 32-1, 1707 nucleotides long. RefSeq names its product serine protease S53. Gene Ontology annotation, molecular function: tripeptidyl-peptidase activity; serine-type endopeptidase activity. The record is from RefSeq and is a predicted model, not a curated record. The transcript is spliced from 10 exons. Gene Ontology annotation, biological process: proteolysis. The coding region runs from base 1 to 1707 and encodes 568 amino acids. NCBI's taxonomy places the organism in Eukaryota, Fungi, Basidiomycota, Agaricomycetes, Russulales, Bondarzewiaceae.
AUGGCGAGACGCAUUGCUUUCGUGUUAACAUCUCUUCUUGCUCUUUCCUAUGCAAAGUCGCUCGCCCCACGUGCCAUGCGAGUGCACGAACGCCGUGACAGUCCCCCAAGUGGAUACGCCAACAGCGGCCCCGCCUCUCCCAAUGACACGGUCCAUCUUCGCUUUGCGCUCGCGCAGAGCAACUUCCAAGGCCUAGAAGACGCCCUUUACGAUGUCAGCACACCUAGUAGCGCACAAUAUAGGAGACAUCUGUCCAAGGAGGAGGUCGAAAAAUUCGUUGCACCCACAGCAGAAACGGUCUUGGCGGUCGAUGGAUGGCUAUCGUCGAACGGUCUCACAUCGACGAAAGUAUCCCCUGCUGGAGACUGGAUCUCUGUUAGCAUGACAGUCGAACAAGCCAAUAAACUUCUUGAUGCCGACUUCUCGACAUUUACUCACCUGGACACCGGAAAGCAAGCCAUACGCACUCUUUCGUAUUCGAUACCUAUCGCCUUGCAAGAUCAUAUGAGCUUUGUGCAUCCGACCAUCGUGUUCCCCAUGAAGAACAUUGUCACACCUGUCAGAAUACCUACUGUAAAGGUCAACCCAGCGGCGUUUAUUGACUCCACCUCGAAUACUGUGCCAGCGUCUUGCGAGACGCAGGUUACGCCCGCCUGCUUGCAGGCUCAGUAUGGGAUACCCACAGCUCCGGCAACCCAGUCAUCUAACAGGCUUGGCGUGUCGGCCUUCUUUUUUGAAUAUGCCAACAACAGCGAUCUUCAAUCGUUCUUGCAGACAUAUCGGCCGGAUUUGGAAUCCUCGAGUAACUACUCCAUUCUGAGUAUUGACGGCGGUGAAAACUCUCAGGAUGAAGAGCCUGGGUUUGAGGCUAACCUAGACAUCCAAUACACCGUUGGUGUCGCGACAGGCGUUCCGACCGUAUUCAUAACAGUCGGCGACCAGACCCAAGAUGAUUUGAACGGAUUUUUGGACGAGAUCAAUGUCCUGCUUAACCAAACCAAACCACCUCAGGUCUUGACUACCUCUUAUGGGUUCAACGAGAACCAAAUCCCGAUUGGACUUGCGACCAAACUGUGCCAAGCAUAUGCCCAAUUGGGUGCCAGAGGCGUCUCUGUCUUGUUCUCUUCUGGUGAUGGAGGGGUCUCCGGUGGUCAGCCGGAUACAACUUGUACAACCUUCGUUCCGGUGUUUCCAGGAACUUGUCCUUACAUCACUUCCGUCGGAGGCACCCAGGGCAUCAGCCCUGAGAUCGCUGCUUCGCUUUCUUCAGGCGGCUUCUCCAACUACUUCCCCCGCCCGUCCUAUCAAGACGACGCCGUCUCAGCCUACUUGAAGACCCUUGGUAGCACUAACGCUGGCCUCUUCAAUGCGACCUCGCGUGGGUUCCCAGACGUUGCCGCCCCAGCUGAGAAUGUCACGAUCAUCUGGGAGGGUCAGUCAGGCAACGUUGCUGGGACGAGCUGCGCCAGCCCAAUCUUUGCGAGCAUCGUUGCACUCAUCAACGAUCAGCUCAUCGCUGCCGGCGAGAAUCCUCUUGGAUUCUUGAACCCCUUGAUUUACAAAAGUCCAGACGCUUUUAAUGACAUUACGUCUGGUAACAAUCCAGGCUGCAGCUCUAACGGAUUUCCAGCAACCACUGGGUGGGAUCCCGUGACGGGUUUUGGCUCACCCGACUUUGUUGCCCUUAGGGCUUUGGCGGGUUUGUGA